ACAGGAAGUGAAUGUCAGCGUCGCAGAUUCACGUUUUGAAAACAUGGCGCGAUCAGCCUCUGCUUUGUCACCGACUGCAGUAUUGUCCAGCUGCCCCAGGAUGUCCUAGCCUCCUGAGUCCAAGAGAGAAUGGUGGUCCUGAGAGCCCACAUGUGUCCAGGCCUGGAGCUGCAGUUAGUGCGAGACCUGCGUGAGGCUGACAUCUCCACAGUGGAGGAGCUGGUGUCAGCUGAUCUGGAAGCUUUGGCUCAGAAAUGCUCUGUCUCUUACAAGGCGCUGUUGGCUAUCCGAAGAGUGCUGCUGGCUCAGCACACUGCCUUCCCCGUGUCUGGAGCAGAUCUGUAUGAGGACCUCCUCAGCUCCACCGCCAUCCUGUCUACAGGACACCCCCGGUUAGAUGAGCUGUUGGACUCUGGUCUUUACACUGGGGAGCUGACUGAGCUGUCAGGAGGACCAGGCACGGGCAAAACCCAGGUGUGCUUCGGGGUGGCGGUGCACAUAGCCCUACAUCUGAAACAGGGUGUCAUCUUCAUUGACACCACUGGAGGCAUCACAGCCACCAGACUGCAUCAGAUGCUCCAGACUGAGAGCAGCAGCCUGGAGGAGCAGAUUGCAGCUCUGCAGAGGAUCCAUGUGUUUCAGCUGUUUGAUGUGUUCUCAUUACUGGACUGUCUGUGCAGCCUGCGCCGCAGUGGCCUGCAGCCCGUGGCAGUUGGCGGGGCUUGUGUGCGGGCCGUCAUCAUCGACUCUGUGUCGGCAGUCAUCUCUCCUCUGCUGGGCACCAGGCACACAGAAGGCAUGUCCCUGAUGAUGCAGGUGGCUGCUCUUCUAAAGGCCCUUGUCAAAGACUUCAGCGUGGCGGCUCUGGUGACUAACCAUGUGACCCGCAGUGUGGGUGGGGCUGUGCGCCCUGCUCUGGGGGUGUCCUGGAGCCACCUUCCCCGCACACGGCUGCUGCUGGAGGGGCCAGACCGGAGCACACACAGCUUCAGCUCCUUAAGGUCUGCAACGCUCAUCAAGUCCUCCAGACAGCCCUGUCACAUGAGAGUGGAGUUUGACCUGAGCUGGUGGAGCCGCUCUAAAGAAGUCCCUUCAGCCAAAAGAAAACACUCAUAAUGAAUAACUGCACCCAGAAACUGCUGGAUAAGUGAACCCAGAGAUCCAAUAACCAGAUCCUUGACCAAGUCUGCCAUAUGUGGUAUAUGGACUUUUUCAGAACAUCAUCAGUUAUUCUGUGUUAUAAGUUUAUUACAUACUUUGUUACAGUUAUAGUUGUCAAAAGUAUCGAAAAUCAGACACAAAUCAAUAAUAAAACUAUCAAAAUUAGAUGUUCAUUUGAGUAGGUAUAGCUACUAAAAAGGUCCCACUCACAGGACAGAAAUGAACCUUUCCUGAAUAGCUUUAGAAUGAUCUUGAACUGUAUCAGAACAAGUGUAAGACACCUAGACGAGUAUAUACCCAUGGAUCACUAUGGAACCUACCUGGACAACUGAGGGAUUAGAGAUAUAAGACUACAACGUCAUAUAAAAGAAAGUACUAAGUAAUUUAUGUUGAAAAUCACAUUCUCUUGUCUAAAUAAAGUUUUUUGUUGUGAUAUUGGAAAUGGUAUUG
This is a messenger RNA of Periophthalmus magnuspinnatus, 1611 nucleotides long. RefSeq names its product RAD51 paralog D (gene rad51d). Gene Ontology annotation, biological process: reciprocal meiotic recombination; telomere maintenance; DNA strand invasion. Gene Ontology annotation, molecular function: ATP binding; single-stranded DNA binding; ATP-dependent DNA damage sensor activity. The transcript has 11 exons. The record is from RefSeq and is a predicted model, not a curated record. Bases 130 to 1116 code for a protein of 328 amino acids. NCBI's taxonomy places the organism in Eukaryota, Metazoa, Chordata, Actinopteri, Gobiiformes, Gobiidae. Gene Ontology annotation, cellular component: centrosome; Rad51B-Rad51C-Rad51D-XRCC2 complex; replication fork.